This is a messenger RNA of Pseudo-nitzschia multistriata, 3045 nucleotides long. NCBI's taxonomy places the organism in Eukaryota, Bacillariophyta, Bacillariophyceae, Bacillariales, Bacillariaceae. The record is from the annotation of a GenBank genome assembly.
GAGCACCAUCCACUCCGGAAGGAUUUCGUUGACGUACCUACCYCCGAAGACCGGAAGCAACGGUCUCGCCCGUGGUUCAGCGGCGUUCCAGCCCAAAAGUCCCGCUUGAACACCGCUCCGGCAGCCAGGAGUGGACGGUUGUCUUUGUUGGUUCCAUGCGGAGGCUUCUGCUCCGGGCACCGGGCCUCGUUCGCGGAUUUUCGCGGGCGCACGGGUGGGAUUCCGCGGGCCGCAGGGGGCUUUCCACCGGGCCGGACCGGGCGGCAACUCCCAUCCCCGGUGGAAACCGGGGAGAAGCCUUCCCGGAGGUCCACUGGGCCCCCGCCAUCGAGCUCGACCCGGGACGGAAGGUCGCGGGGCUCGCCGAAGCGGCCGUGGUCGGGACCAGCGGGGACACGGUGGCGCUCGCCACCGUCGCCCUCGGGGAAAAGGGGGGAGCACCUUGCCGGCCGCCUUGCCUCGGAGCCGCCCUGGUGCGGGCCUGCUCCCGCUCGGACACCGCGCCGGCGGCGGUGGUGGUGGACUACCGGCAGCGGCACCACGCGGUCGGGAAGAUCCCGCACUCUUCCCUGCGGACCGACAAUGGGAGGCCCUCGGCGCGGGAGGUCCUUUCGGCGAGGGCCAUCGACCGGUCGCUGAGACCGCUGCUGCUGCGCCCCGGCUGCGGAACCAGCGGGGGGGGAGAAACACAAGCCCCGCCGAUCCACCUCUCCUGCAGCAUCCAGGCCUACCCGACGACCGACCGCCCCGGGGCAUCGGCCGCCGGGGGCGGCCACCCGUUGCCGCUGGCACUGAACGCGGCGUCGCUGGCACUCGGGGACAAGCUCCGGGAACGGGUGGCCGCGGCGGUCCUGUGCCUGAUGGAGGACGGGAGCGUCCUCGUGAAUCCGUCCGUGUCCCUGCUGCAAAACCACCGGCCUGGCCACGGAAGCGGCGAGGGUUGUAGCGGAGUCGUGGGCGAGCUCUUGUACGCCGGAACAAGGGACUCCGUCGUCAUGGUGGAAUUCUCCGGGAAUUUGCCCGAAGACCGCCUCUUGGAACUGAUGCGGCUGGCACACGACGCCAUUCAGCCCGUCAUUGAAACGCAAGAACAAAUGAUGAAACACCGGCAAAACGAGGAGUACCCGGACGACAGCGAACUCAGGAAACARCUCGGGAUCGUGGCCGAAGACGACGCGUCGGACGUCGCCGCAUCUCUUUCCUCCCAACAAACAAAAGAAAACGAAUGUCGGGCCAAAGCGGAUGCGAUCUACGAGGAGGCCAUGGGGUACGUCGGUCUGCAUUUGGGAGAUGCGCUUCUGAGGCUGUUUGGAGCGGAAACAGAAAAAAACAGCGUUGGCRGCGACCAAGCCACGGGACAGAGAAAGGUAGCGAUUCACUCGGAAGAGAAGGACGGACCUUUGGUCGGGAAGAGCAUCCGGGGGAGAAGGGAAGCACUGGUGAGGAACGAAAUCAAGCGUCUGUUGGAGCGGUUUGAACCAGCGGACCCGAAGCUUGCCAAGGAAUACCGGAAGGCUUUGGAGGACAACAAAUCGAUCCUUGGCACGCUGGGGGAUGCUCUGUGCUCGCAGAUGCUACGGGAGGCCAUGGCGGAGUCGUCGAUCCUGCACAAAAGCCGUGCCGACGGCCGUCGCGGAAACGGUGCCGGCGGAAACCACACGAUCCGGCCGAUUUCGAUGGACGUACCGGCCCUGCCGGGUGUCGUUCACGGGUCGUCCAUGUUUGCGAGAGGAGAAACACAGGUUCUCUGCACUACUACGCUCGGACCACCGCGAGACGGAAUCCUCCGGAGGGAUCCGUUCGAACCGAUCACGGAUUCUCCGGAGAGCUUCGAUGAGUACAACCCCGAUGCACCCUCCAAGACGCUCCCCGUCGGAUCGCUCCGGUACCUCCGGUCGCAAGAACACCUCGAGUCCGACCUAAAUUCCAGGAAGGUUCUCGCCGAUCGGGAACAAACCGGCGAUUCCGGCACCCUAAGGGAACGCCACCGCGCCUUUUUGCAAUACGACUUUCCUCCUUACUGCAACGGGGAAGCACAAACUAGAUCAUCGAGCGCCAGCAGGCGCGAAAUCGGCCACGGYGCUCUGGCCGAGAAGGCCAUUCUGCCAAUCCUCCCUCCGGCAAACAAGUUCCCGUAUACGAUUCGAAUGACCAGCGAAGUCACCAGCUCGAAUGGGUCCUCUAGCAUGGCUACUAUUUGCGGGGUGGUGCUGUCGUUGCUUGACGCGGGCGUUCCUAUCUCGGCACCCGUAGCAGGCGUGAGCGUUGGUCUCGUGCAAGAUGCGGGCAACGAAUCGUACCAAUUGCUUCUGGACAUAUCCGGAACCGAAGACCACUAUGGCCAAAUGGAUUUCAAGAUCGCGGGUACAGCCGAGAGCGUGACUGCAAUGCAACUGGAUGUGAAACAACCCCUUUCGUUUGCUAUCGUGGCAGAUGCACUCCAGCUAGCAAAAGAAGGAAGGACCGCGAUCCUAGAAGAAAUGAAAACCCAGAGCGAUGCGUCCUCCGAAGGAGUGAUUUCGGAUUUGUCGCCCCGGCCCGAGCUAAAGUCUUCGGCACCGAGGUGCUCGGUGGUAAAAUUUGACCCCGCGCGAAAAAAGGAUCUGCUCGGACCGGGAGGUGUCGUGAUUCGACAAAUGGAGGAUCGUUUCAAUGUCUCGCUUGACCUAACCCAAGAAGGCCAGUGUUUGUUGUUUGGUGACGACAGAGAAAUGGUGAGAAAAGCGAAGACGGCGGUGAUGGAUCUCGUGAGCGACGUGGAAGUCGGGGUCACCUACGAGGGCAUCAUUAUCGAGAUACGCGAUUUCGGGAUCAUUGUCGAAUUGCUACGCAACAAGGAAGGACUAUGCCAUGUCAGCGAGCUUUCGAGCAAGAAAGAGAUUCGAAACCAUUCUGGCGGUACGAAAGAGCUCCUGAACAAGUCUCUCCGUAUCGGCCAAAAGAUCGAGGUCGUUUGCAUCGCGGUUGAUCCAGUUCAAGGCACCAUACGACUACGCCCAGCGUCAACGAAAGAGGCGUUUUGAAGCUACUCAUGAAAAAUUAUAA